GUCAUGUUUGAUUGACUUAAAUGUUUUUGAAAAUAUUUUUCAAAUCAAAAAAAUGACUUGCCUCGAAAACAUUUUUUCAAAACUAUUUUUCAACCUCACACCUCAACUUUCUAUCCUAACUCGAUAUCUAUUCUCCAUACUAAUGCGGGAUCCAACUCCUGAUUCUUGAUUUGAGACUCGAUUUGCUAUCUCAAAUGGAGACCCUACUCUCUGAGUAUAUCGCUGUAGUAAGUAGUAAUUAACUACCUCAUUAUUCUCUACAAUCUCUUGUUUUAAAUUAGCUUUGAAGAAACUGUGUAUCAUACAUCACAAGUCGGUCAACAUAGACAAAAAUUAUAGCUGACUGUGAAUGGGAAAUGCCAGCAAAGUUGACUUGUUAUUUGUUAAUUGGUACACAUUCUAUUCCUAUUCCAGUCCCCACCCCCAAUAGUGUUGCAUUAUCUUUUUUUAUUUGCUUGCUGUUUCACGGGUCAGCUACUAGGUUGACUUGAUUGUUCGUGUUUCACAUAAAUUUUAUUAUGGAAGUCUUUAUAAAUUCAUAACCAAAUGAAAAAGGAACACAAGGGAAGCAUGCUCCAAUCAAGAUCAACCCGUUUUUUGCUUAAUUUGAAAAUCUUCUUCCUAAUUAGCCUGUUUUUCCAAGAAACUUUACAAUUUUCGGGCACGGAACGGUACAUAUUACUAAUCUUGAAACAACACAGGAGGGAUUCGAAGUUUUUCCAAUCGUGGAAUUCGAAUUCUUCAGAAUGCAAUUGGUCUGGAGUUUGGUGCAUCGAUGACAGGGUAGUCACAGAACUACAUCUUGGAGGAAAAAACAUAACCGGAACAAUUUCAUCGAUACUAUGUGAGCUCAAGAACCUUACCUUCAUUGAUCUCUCCAACAAUAAUAUUUCAGGAAUCAUACCAGUAAGCCUGAAAGAUUGCUCAAUGUUACAACAUUUGGAUUUGUCCAAUAAUACAUUGAGCGACCGGAUUCCAGGUGAGUUGUUUGAGAUGAAACAAUUACUCAAUUUGUAUCUUAAUGGUAAUAUGUUGUCUGGUGAGAUGCCAAAAGAAAUAGCAUCAUCCCAGCUGAAAAAUAUUAAUCUCUCUGAGAACUACCUGAACGGUUCGAUACCAGAAGAUAUUGGUAACUUGAAAAAUAUUGUGAAAUUGGACAUGUCACAUAAUUCUUUAAGUGGUUCAAUUACUAACAAGUUGUUUCAGUUGCAUCAUUUGCGUCACCUGUCACUAAGUUCCAACUAUUUGUCCAGUGUGAUACCUGAUGAAAUGGACAUGUUUAGUUUGUAUGAUAUGGAUCUUUCACAUAACCAGUUGACUGGUUCUAUGCCAAAGGGUUUUCGGUAUUUACCUGGACUGCAUGCUCUGGAUUUGUCGUAUAAUCAGUUAUCAGGAGAUAUCUCGCAAAGUAUAGAACAUCUCAGGCCUAGAAAUACUUUAAGACUUUGUUCCAACAAAUUCUCAGGAAGAAUUUCUGCUGAAUUUGUGAAGUUAAUAUACGAAGAGAACUGCUUUGACGAGUCCAAUCUUUGUUCUGCAUCCAAGAACUUAUCCGUUCCUAGCCUACCAAGCUGUUCCUCUGGUGAUGAGGUUCAAAAAUCUUCUAGACCAAAACACUUGAUUAUCAUUAUUCCUAUUGUAGGAUUUGGGGUAGCAAUACAGUUAAUAUGGAUCUUUUACAUGGUCAGAAAGCAUUGGUGGAAAACAAAGAAGCGGAAUGUUAAAGAUGACAUGAAGCUCAUUUCAUUUCAGAAGUUGAAGGUGACUGCAGAAGACAUUUUGUGUAGCUUGAAAGACGAAAACAUAAUAGGAAAUGGAGGAUCAGGGAAGGUUUAUCGAGUUGUGAUCGACCAAACAGGCAAUACUUAUGCUGUUAAAAGCAUAGGGCAUGGAGAAAAAUCAGGUGGAAGACCCCAAAAGGAGUUCCUGGCAGAAGUUAGAACACUUGGUAGCAUUCGACACAACAACAUUGUCAAGCUCAUGUGUUGCAUCUCAAGUUUAGACAGAAAGCUUCUAGUCUAUGAAUACUUUGAGAAACAAAGCCUCGACAAAUGGCUUCACGAAGAGAAAAGAGCAGCAUCACCAGGUCAAAGUAGUACCCCUGCCCUGGAUUGGCGAAAGAGACUAAAUAUAGCCACUGGUGCAGCUCAAGGACUCAGCUAUAUGCACCAUGACUGUACUCGACCCAUCAUUCAUAGAGACAUUAAGUCCAGCAAUAUCCUUCUGGACUCAAAAUUCAAUGCAAAAAUAGCAGAUUUUGGAUUAGCAAAAAUACUAUCGAGGAGAGAUGAUAAUCCUGAGACAGCUUCUGCUAUUGCUGGAACAUUUGGUUACAUUGCACCAGAGUAUGCCUCGACAUUCAGAGUGAAUAUAAAGACAGAUAUGUAUAGCUUCGGAGUGGUGCUAUUAGAAUUAACAACAGGGAGAAAACCCAUUCUUAGAGAGGAGCAAAUGAAUCUAGCACAAUGGGCUCAACAGCGUUACAGAGAUGGGAAUUACAUUGUUGAGGCCCUUGAUGAAGAAAUCAUGGAAACAAGUAAUGUGGAACAAAUGAAAGAUGUUUUUAAACUAGGACUAAUGUGUACCGGAGCAUCACCAUCUAGUAGGCCGUCAAUGAAGGAAGUCUGCAACAUUCUUCAAAGUCUCAGAGAACCCAUUUUUUGAAAGAAUAGAAUGUUUAGCCUUACAUAGAUAAAUGUAGUUGUAUUUUUUUUAACAGAAUGAGUAAGUCGUGUUGAUAACAAUUUCUUCCAGCAAUGUAUACUUUAGUAAUACUAGCAGAGGACAUUUUUUAUCCUCAGACAGAUCAAUAGCAUCAUCUGGUUUAAGUAGUGUCAAA
Messenger RNA from Solanum pennellii, 2839 nucleotides. Its product is annotated as LRR receptor-like serine/threonine-protein kinase HSL2. Lineage: Eukaryota; Viridiplantae; Streptophyta; Magnoliopsida; Solanales; Solanaceae. The coding region runs from base 547 to 2664 and encodes 705 amino acids. The transcript is spliced from 2 exons. Gene Ontology annotation, molecular function: ATP binding; protein kinase activity; receptor serine/threonine kinase binding. Gene Ontology annotation, biological process: protein phosphorylation. The record is from RefSeq and is a predicted model, not a curated record.